Messenger RNA from Helianthus annuus (common sunflower), 776 nucleotides. RefSeq names its product 40S ribosomal protein S24-1. The record is from RefSeq and is a predicted model, not a curated record. Gene Ontology annotation, molecular function: structural constituent of ribosome. Bases 130 to 540 code for a protein of 136 amino acids. Lineage: Eukaryota; Viridiplantae; Streptophyta; Magnoliopsida; Asterales; Asteraceae. The transcript is spliced from 6 exons. Gene Ontology annotation, cellular component: ribosome. Gene Ontology annotation, biological process: translation.
GCCCACUAAAAGACCGUGUGUGAUUCAUUAUAUGCGAUUGCAAUAUGAGCGUUAGGGUUUCUAAUCUGUCUCUGCCGAUUUCUCAACAGCAAAAGCCGUCGUCAACCGGAGUAGCUCAUCUACGUGAAAAUGGCGGACACCAAGGCAGUGACAAUCCGUACCAGGAAGUUCAUGACAAACCGACUCCUAUCCAGGAAACAGUUUGUCAUUGAUGUGCUACACCCAGGCAGGCCAAAUGUCUCCAAGGCUGAGUUGAAGGAGAAAUUGGCUAGGAUGUAUGAGGUGAAAGAUCCAAAUGCUAUCUUUGUAUUCAAGUUCAGAACUCAUUUCGGUGGUGGCAAAUCAACUGGUUUUGGUUUGAUUUAUGAUUCUGUUGAGAAUGCCAAGAAAUACGAGCCAAAAUAUAGGCUUAUCAGGAAUGGACUUGAUACCAAGGUUGAGAAAUCAAGGAAGCAGUUGAAGGAAAGGAAGAACAGAGCAAAGAAGAUCCGAGGUGUAAAAAAGACCAAGGCAGGGGAUGCUGCCAAGAAGAAGAAGUAAGCAAUGAAACUGGUGGUAUUUGUUUUGUUCUUAUGACAUCUGUCGUGUUUUCUUGGUGCAACUUUUUGGUUGGGUUUUUGUUUAGGAACUUAAAAUUAAAUGAACUAGAAUUGUAGCUUUAUGUUGGAUGUUUUCGGCAGUUUUUAUGGCUUAAUGUUUUGCAAUAUAUGUGCUCUCCGAACCUGGUCAUCAAAGGCUUUUAGAAAGUGAAACUAUUCUGUGGUUGGCUAUGGACA